UUAUUCGUUGGUGACUGAAGAAGGAACGUGAAAAAAAUCUAUCAUCGUUCUCGCGAUCCAAUGGAGGUAGUCAGCAGCCAUUGCUGCAGCUCUCGAUGCAUCUUCUUCUCCAGAAGCUCGUCACUUCCAAGGCUCGUUUUCUUCAGUCGCCGGGUUCCUUUUGGUCGAUCGCAGAGAUUCAACCAUUCUUCUUGUCGCAUCACUUGUACUGUUUCUGCUUCGGCUUCUUCCACCAUAGAGGAACAGCGGCAGAAGAAGGACGAUAGGUCGGGCAAGAAAGUGAUGUUGAAAUUGAGAUUGGAUCAUCAAGUUAAAUUUGGGGAGCAUGUCGCCAUUUUGGGGUCAAGCAAAGAAAUAGGAUCAUGGAAGAAGAAGGUGCCUCUCAUCUGGACAGAGAAGGGGUGGGUUUGUGAGCUGGAGCUGUCCGGAGGACAGGUGCUGGAGUAUAAGUUCGUGAUUGUCCGGAAAGAUGGGUCUCUCGCAUGGGAAUCUGGCGAAAACCGUGUUCUUCAGCUUCCAAAUUCUGGCAGUUUUUCUGUUGUCUGUCGCUGGGAUGCCACCAGAGAGCCCCUUGAUUUACCCCAGGAGGCUGGUAUUGAUGAUGAUCAUGAAGAUGAUGUUGGUGAGCAAGAUGAUCAUAUAGUGAACAAUGACGGCGUGCAGAUUGGGAAGAGCACAUUGGCUGGACAAUGGCAAGGCAAGGAUGCGUCUUUCAUGCGGUCCAAUGAGCAUCGCAACAGGGAAGUCGACCGAAUUUGGAACACCACUGGUCUUGAAGGGUCAGCUCUCAAGUUGGUGGAAGGUGAUCGAAAUGCUAGGAACUGGUGGCGAAAGCUUGAAGUAGUACGUGAACUUAUAGUUGGGAGUAUUGAGAGGGAAGAACGGCUGGAAGCUCUCUUGUACUCUGCCAUUUAUUUAAAGUGGAUAAAUACGGGCCAGAUUCCUUGCUUGGAAGAUGGAGGUCAUCAUCGUCCAAAUCGGCAUGCUGAGAUUUCCAGGUUUAUAUUCCGUGAAUUAGAGCGCAUUUGCUGCAAAGAUGCUUCAGCAGAGGAAGUACUUGUGGCUCGGAAAAUCCAUCCAUGCUUGCCAUCUUUUAAAGCGGAAUUCACUGCAUCUGUCCCUCUAACACGAAUUAGAGACAUUGCCCAUCGCGGUGAUAUUCCUCAUGAUCUCAAGCAAGAAAUCAAGCAUACCAUACAAAACAAGCUUCACCGAAAUGCUGGCCCAGAAGAUUUAAUUGCGACGGAAGCAAUGCUAGAAAGAAUUACCAAGAACCCAGGAGAAUACAACGAAGCCUUUGUGGAGCAGUUCAGAAUAUUCCAUAAUGAGCUUAAGGAUUUCUUCAAUGCUGGAAGCCUCACCGAGCAACUUGAUUCCAUUAGAGCAUCUAUGGAUGAUAGAGGUCUUUCUGCUCUUAAUUUGUUUUCAGAAUGCAAAAUGCGUCUUGACUCAUUGAGAGACUCGACUGAUGUCCCGGAGUUGAUCAAAAUGAUGCAUGCUCUGAAUUCUCUGAGAGACGCAAUUGUGAAGGGCCUUGAAAGUGGCUUGCGAAAUGAUGCUCCGGAUGCUGCCAUUGCAAUGCGACAGAAAUGGCGUCUCUGUGAGAUUGGCUUGGAGGACUACUUUUUUGUUCUCCUAAGCAGAUUCUUGAAUGCUCUUGAAAUCGUGGGAGGGUCUUGUCAACUUGCGGAAGAUGUGGAAUCAAAAAAUGUUGGCUCCUGGAAUGACCCACUUGAUGCUCUGAUUUUAGGCGUUCAUCAAGUAGGUUUAUCUGGUUGGAAGCGAGAAGAAUGUGCAGCUAUUGGGAAUGAGCUCAAAUCCUGGAAAGAGAGAGGUCUACUCGAAAAGGAAGGAGGAGAGGAUGGAAAAACCAUUUGGGCGAUGAGGCUGAAAGCUACGCUGGAUAGAGCACAUAGGUUAACCGCGGAAUAUUCUGAUGUACUUCUUCAAAUAUUUCCUCCUAGUGUUGAGAUUCUAGGAAGGGCUUUUGGGAUUCCAGAGAAUAGUGUCAAGACCUAUACAGAGGCUGAAAUUCGUGCUGGUGUAAUUUUCCAGGUCUCAAAGCUCUGUACUCUUCUUCUGAAAGCUGUUAGAAAUUCUCUCGGUUCUGAGGGCUGGGACGUCAUUGUCCCAGGAUCUACUUCUGGAACAUUAGUUCAGGUUGAAAGCAUCGUACCGGGAUCAUUGCCACCAACUGCAAAAGGUCCUAUCAUUCUUAUUGUCAACAAAGCCGAUGGAGAUGAGGAGGUAAGCACUGCUGGGAGCAACAUAACAGGAGUUAUACUUCUGCAGGAAUUGCCUCACUUAUCUCACCUCGGUGUAAGAGCACGUCAGGAAAAGGUUGUCUUUGUUACAUGUGACGAUGAUGAAAAGGUUGCGGAUAUACGUCGGCUUUUAGGAAAAUUUCUGAGGUUGGAAGCAUCUCCAAGCCACGUGAAUCUGAUACUCUCGUCUGAAGGUAGCGGUAUCCUCUCGAAUGUGAUAAAGGAUAAGGACAGUGACAGUUCCUCUACUGCCGAUGAAGAUUCACCUGCUGUGUCCUUGUCCGCAUCUACUCUCAUUUCCUCAGAUAAGGACUUAUCCGGUGGAGGAAUUAUAGCACUUGCAGAUGCAGAUCUGUUAACCUCUGGCGCGAAAGCCGCUGCGUGUGGCCAUCUGGCAUCUUUAGCUGCAGCUUCCGGUACGGUGUACAGUGAAGAAGGCGUGCCGACAUCGUUUCUAGUCCCAGCUGGUAUCGUCAUACCUUUCGGCACUAUGGAAUUGGCUAUAAAGCAAAGUAAUUCCGCAGAAAAGUUCGCGUCGCUGCUGGAACUGUUAGAAACUGCUAGACUGGAAGGUGGUGAACUCGAUGACAUAUGCAAUCAAAUCCAUGAAGUGGUCAUAUCCUUGCAAGUGCCCGAAGUCACGAUGAACGGCGUAGAAAAAGCUUUUCCAUUGGACGAACGUCUGAUCGUGCGUUCGAGCGCUAACGUCGAGGAUUUGGCCGGGAUGUCGGCUGCAGGGCUUUACGAGUCAAUCCCUAAUGUGAGCCCUUCCAACCCAUCUAUCUUCUCGAGGGCUGUGUGCCAAGUUUGGGCGUCUCUCUACACGAGAAGAGCCGUCCUGAGCCGUCGAGCUUCGGGUGUGCCACAGAAGGAAGCUAUGAUGGCCGUUCUGGUUCAAGAAAUGCUUUCUCCAGACCUCUCAUUCGUGCUCCACACUGUGAGCCCAUCAGACCCCGACAGCAACUUUCUCGAGGCUGAAAUUGCCCCUGGCUCAGGCGAGACCUUGGCAUCAGGCACAAGAGGAACGCCAUGGAGAAUCUCCUCGGGAAAAUUCGAUGGGGUCAUGAAUACGCUUGCGUUCGCGAAUUUCAGCGAGGAACUUCUGCUCUCGGGAGCCGGUCCUGCCGACGGGAAGCUCAUAUGCUUGACGGUAGAUUACAGCAAGAAACCGUUAACGGUGGACGCAAUGUUCAGACAGCAACUCGGACGGAGACUCGGUGCUGUCGGAUUCUAUCUCGAAAGGAACUUUGGCUGUGCACAAGACGUCGAAGGAUGCUUGGUCGGAACGGACAUCUACAUAGUUCAGUCGCGGCCACAGCCUCUGUAGUAACGAAAUAACGAAGACGAAGCCCGAGAUGCGGGAUCAGAUUCAGUCAAAAACAAGAUCUGUACCUGCUUCGUUUCCUUUGUAAUCUGUUGUCCGAAUCUGUUAGUAGAUGUCUUCAUGCGUGUGUGUUUAGUUAGAGCUGUCACAAAAGAUUUCAUUUUUAUAAAUGACUUACCAUAAGUUAGCCUUCCUUGUUA
Molecule: messenger RNA, 3788 nt
Organism: Tarenaya hassleriana
Lineage: Eukaryota; Viridiplantae; Streptophyta; Magnoliopsida; Brassicales; Cleomaceae
Product: phosphoglucan, water dikinase, chloroplastic
Exons: 19
Coding region: 61-3591 (1176 amino acids)
Biological process (GO): phosphorylation
Molecular function (GO): ATP binding; starch binding; kinase activity
Source: RefSeq, a predicted model, not a curated record